This is a messenger RNA of Funneliformis mosseae, 1983 nucleotides long. NCBI's taxonomy places the organism in Eukaryota, Fungi, Glomeromycota, Glomeromycetes, Glomerales, Glomeraceae. The record is from the annotation of a GenBank genome assembly.
AUGAGUGGUUCGACACAAAAACAUCAAUAUUCAGUCGAGGUUGCCGGGGCAUCCGAUAUUCCCGGAGAGGGUAAACCCCGCCGAAAUGCUCUUUCUCCUGAUAAGCUCAUUCUUCAUCCUGAUGGAGCUACUACUCUAUAUGAAAAUUUUUUACAUGGCGUCAAGGAAGCAGGUGACGGAAAUUUCUUGGGACAUCGAGAGAUUAAGAAUGAAAUCGUCGGGUCUUAUGUUUGGCAAUCAUACAAUACGGUUCAAAAACGUGUGGCUAACUUUGGUUCUGGAUUGAGAAAGAUAGGUUUGAAUCCUAAGGAACCUUUAGGAUUUUUCUCAAUUAACAAUCCUGAAUACGUAAUGGCGCUACUUGCCAGCUAUCAAUACAAUUUCAUUGCGGUUCCUUUGUAUGAUACGUUGGGCGCCGAAGCUCUUGAACAUAUCAUAAACCAAACUGGAAUGAAAUAUUGUUUGGCCACGGUUAACAAAGGUCGUGUGCUUCUUGACAUGAAGGAAGCGUUACCGACGAUCCAAACCAUCAUCAUUUUGGAUACAAUUGAUCAAGAAUUUAAUGACCUCGCGAAUGCGCUUGAUGUUAAAAUUUUAAAUUUCACGGAUGUUGAACAAGUUGGCUCUGUUCAACCCGUCGAAGCGGAGAAUGCUAAACCUGAUGACGUUGCAACGAUUUGUUAUACUUCUGGUACAACUGGCAUCCCUAAAGGUGCAGUGUUGACUCAUAAGAAUUUCAUGGCGAACGUUGCCAGCAUUAGAUGGCUUGCGGAUCGAGGCACUAUGUUUAAGUCGACUCCAAACGAUGUACACAUUUCUUAUCUACCAUUAGCUCAUGUGUUUGAGUUAGCUAAUAUGUCUACGAUGAUUUAUGGAGGUUCGGCGAUCGGUUUCUAUCAAGGUGAUACCUUGAAAUUAUUGGAUGAUAUUGAUGAAUUGAAACCUACUAUAUUUAUUUCGGUGCCACGUUUACUUAAUCGUAUUUACGAUAAAGUGAUGGCCGGUGUGAAAGUGAAGGGUGGUGUCGCACAAUGGAUGUUUACCGCCGCUUUUAACUCAAAAAAAAGCGGCUUGAAGCAGGGAAGGUACGAUCACUGGAUGUGGGAUCGCAUGGUUUUUGCUCCGAUUAGAGCUCGACUCGGUGGUAAAGUUAAAUAUAUCUUGUCAGGUUCGGCUCCAAUUACACCUGAUGUCAUGGACUUUUUGAGGAUUGCGUUCUCCACCGAAGUAUUUGAAGGGUAUGGUCAGACGGAAAAUGCUGCUGGUUUAACUGUAUCAUUGUUUGGUGAUACUUCGUCGGGUCAUGUUGGACCACCACAAGUUUGCGUCGAGGUUAAAUUGGUAGACGUACCAGAAAUGAACUACACGUCUAAUGAUAAACCUUAUCCCCGAGGUGAAAUUUGUGUUCGAGGUCAUACGGUUUUCCGUGAAUAUUAUAAACUUCCUGAUGAAACCUCCAAGACCAUUGAUAAAGAUGGAUGGUGUCAUUCCGGUGAUAUCGGACAAUGGGAUGAUCAGGGUCGUUUAAUGAUUAUCGAUCGCGUCAAAAAUAUCUUUAAAUUGGCGCAGGGCGAGUACAUUGCCCCUGAAAAGAUUGAAAACAUAUAUUGUAAACAUGAACUCGUCUCUCAAGCAUUUGUUUAUGGGGAUUCGUUACAAGCUUCAUUAAUAUGCGUUAUCGUUCCUGAUGAAGAAGUUCUUAUGCACUGGGCCAAACAAAAUGGCUUUGAAGGCCUAUCCUACGAAGAACUUUGUAAAGAUGCCAAAGUUAGAAAACAUUUUCUUCAAACCCUCAUUAAAUAUGGCAAGGCAAAUGAUUUGAAGGGUUUUGAAUGUGUCAAAAAUGUUUAUUUGACCCCUGAACCAUUUUCCAUACAGAAUAAUUUGCUUACACCCACCUAUAAAUUAAAGAGACAUCAAGCUAAAUUGCGAUUCCAAAGAGAAAUUGAUGCAAUGUAUGCUGAAAUUACCAUCAAAUUAUGA